CCCCCGCGCGGGGGAGCGGCAAGAUGGCGGCGGUCUGAGUGCGGCCAUGGCGGGGGCGCUGAGGGCGAUCAGGACGGCGGGGUCGGCGCGGCCGUUCCACUGCAGGGGCCUGGGCGGGGCAGCGGGGCCGCCGAGCACCCGCCAGCGGCGGGAGGCCGAAGAGGCCGCCCCAGUGUUCCAGUACACGGGGAAGGCGGCCAGGCGCAAGGACCGCGUGUUCGUGUGGGGCUUCAGCUACUCGGGAGCUCUGGGCGUCCCCAGCUUCGUGAAGCCUGAUGCGGGCUGGAAGAAGCCGCGGCGUAUCCAACCCACGCCGUACCGCCUGGAGACGGAGGAGAAGAUAUCCUCUGCUGCCUGUGGUUAUGGAUUCACACUGCUGGCCUCUAAUACCACGGACAUCACCAAAGUGUGGGGUACGGGGCUCAACAAGGAUUCCCAGCUUGGAUUCCAGAGGAGCAGAAGAGAUCAAACUAAGGGCUAUGAAUAUGUCUUGGAACCGUCUCCAAUUCCAUUACCACUGGAGAAGCCGCAGCAGACUCGAGUCUUGCAGGUGUCCUGUGGGAGAGCCCAUUCCCUGGUCCUGACAGAUAGUGAAGGAGUUUUCACAAUGGGAAACAAUUCUUAUGGACAGUGUGGCCGGAAGGUUAUUGAAGAUGAAAUUUACAGUGAAAGCUAUCUCAUUCAUCAGCUGAAGGAGUUUGACAGCAGAGUUGUCCAGGUAGCGUGUGGGCAGGACCACAGUCUGUUUAGAACCAAGAAAGGUUCAGUCUAUGCAUGUGGAUGGGGAGCUGAUGGACAGACAGGUCUUGGACACUACAACAUCACCAGUGUUCCUACUAAGCUACGUGGUGACAUUGCUGGAGUAAACAUUAUCCAGGUCUCUUCCUAUGGGGACUGUUGUCUGGCUGUUUCAGAUGAAGGAGAUGUCUUUGGUUGGGGAAAUUCAGAAUACUUGCAGUUGGCAUCUGUCACAGAAACCACACAGGUGAAUGUUCCCAGACAUUUGCCAUUCAAGAUUGGGAAGAUAAAGGAGGCUGCCUGUGGAGGGACUGGCAAUGCUGUGCUAACAGAAGAAGGAAAUAUUUUUGUCUGGGGAUAUGGAAUUCUUGGGAAAGGACCAAACCUAAUAGAGACAGCAGUGCCAGAGAUGAUCCCACCCAGCCUUUUUGGCUGGUCAGACUUCAAUUCGGACAUCUGUGUUGCUCAUAUUCGCUGUGGACUCGGCCAGUUUGCAGCACUUACAAACAGAGGAGAACUGUUUGUAUGGGGCAAGAAUCUAAGAGGGUGCCUGGGAACUGGAAGAAUGGAAGACCAGUAUUUCCCGUGGAGGGUGACUGUACCCGGUGAGGUGGUGGAUGUGGCAUGUGGAGUUGAUCAUAUGCCAGGUUCUUCAGCUCCUCCUUGCAGAGAAUCAUGUGGCCAUGGUGCUGUGCAGCCACGCUGCUGACUGAAACUCAGGACCCAGCAGUGACUGCCCUAAUGUAAGCCAUGAAAGGGCUGCAGGGCUCUGGGGAUGCUUCACUGGGAUCUCUGCUGGAGCUCUCCAGGCUCCUGGGCAUCUUGCACCCUGCGGUGAGCCGGUAAAACUAAGUCUGGCAAAUACACUAGCAGCAUCUCACUUUGUCUUUUAAGGAAAUAGGAUGGGGCAUGUUUGUGGCUCCCAGAGAAGAGCUGAAGGAUGGAAAUGGUGGUGGGUACCAUCAGUAGGGGUACAGUACACCUGGUGAUAGGUCCUGGACACUGGAGAGCCUUGGGGAUGUCUGCUGGCCUUCCUAAAUGGUGUGAGGCCCAGUGUGGCUGUAAGCAAAAGAAAUUAGAGUUACAUCUUAUAGACAAUGCCAAGCUCUGCUUUAUUUUCAUCAGUUUGAUCAGUACAAAAGCAGACAGCAUAAGUUUCACUUUUUAUUCUUUUUUCAUUUUAAUUACUUUACAAAGUACAAAAUAUACUGUCAUUUAUUUUGGAACAUUAGGAUUUUUUCUUUUUUUCUGUUUUGUUGUUUUUGUUUUUUUUCAUACAGUACAUAAAUCUCAGCUUUUCAGCAUAAGACCAGCAAAAAAAAGCAGCGUGUGCACUCACUGGGAAAGCAAAGCAGCCACUUCUCAGCUCCACGCCAUGCCCAGCACAUGAUCUCCAGCUGCCGCCACCACUCCCUCUGCCCCAUGGUGUAACAUCCCCCUCGUGCAGAGGUCACAAAAGAGACUGAUGCAUUCAGGCUCCCCCGUGCCUUGUGACCUCAAGCUCACAGGAGCUGCUGCCCACACGGUACUCAGCCCCACUGAGCCCACAGGCACUGCCCACACGGCUGCAGCCCAGAGCAGGGGGUGUAGCCCAGGUCCCUGCACUAGGAGGAUGCCCCCCUGCCCUGUCAGUUUGCAUUAGUCUGGUAAUUAAAGGAAAAUAAAUACACUUUUUUUUGCACACUCUCCCCCCUUCCCCUAGUGGAAACCUCCAUGGGGUUCCUGAGGUGAGCAGGGACGAGAGGCUGCAGGAGGCUGGGGUUCCCAGCCCCACUUCAGCCGGUUUGGUGGGUGUCUGAGGACAAAAGUGGUAUUUCAGUUACCAAGCAAAUACUAUAUAAAUAACUUAUUAAAUAAAGUCAUAAAAAUUUGUGUUUCCUCCCCAGGCUGUCCAGCACAGCUGUUCCAAGCAGCUUCUGCACAGGAGCCUCUCUGCUCUCUUGGCAUUUCUAGGAAUUUGGGUUCAUGCUGUGGCCAUCCUGGGCAUCUGCAGGGAAUCUGGGCUCCUUCUUGAGUCCAGACAAAGGGGAGACAGAGAGAAAUCCUCAGUCUUGUUCAAGCCACUUGAGGCACUAAUAAAGUGGUGCUGCACUAUGGCCUGAAUGUGCACCGUGCAGUGGAGUUGAGGCAUAACUCUGCACUCUUCAACCCUUCAGGGUUGAUGGCUUGCUGCAGCUUAGCCCAGAGGAACCAAACUAAGAAUUUGCCCUAAGCACUAAUGAGGAGGAUGAGGCUCCCUCUGUGCAAUGUUCCCCCUGGACUAACCCUCCCUGGCUGCCUCAUGGUCGUCACCAGUGUGAGCCAGUGCCGCACUGUGGAGCUGCAGCCCGAGUCGUUGCAAGGAGGGGCUGCAGGUCCAGAGCAUGUUCCCUGGGCACUGUGACCCAAAUCCCAGCAGCACUAGGACCUGCUGGCAUGGUGGGAGCAGGUGAACAUGUUAACCAAAUUGAGGUCAUCAUCCCCCUCUAAUUUUAGUUAAAACAAGGGGAGAAUGGACUUUGUUGGGAGGGAGUGAGACAGGCUCUUCCAGAGGCUGAAACAGAGCAUCCAAAACUGGAUCCUACUGCCUGGAAGCCUCCUCCUCUGCCUGUCCCAAGAGCCAUGGUCAUCCUACUGCUCUGGUCACCAGGAUGAGUGUGUUCCCUCUCUGUCAUGGCCGUCCUCAGCUGCUGCAGACACAGCACGGAGGAGGAGGAUGCACUGGCAGAAACCAUGACUGCCACAGUGCUAAAAUGAAUGUCCUGCUCCUCAACUUCAUGUCUCACAAGCCCCAGUGCCAAGCCUGGAGCCCAUGCAUGGGGGAGGGAUGACAGAAUACCCAGCCACAGGCAGCAGGGACAGGGUACAGGACAUUGCUGGCUGUGACACUGAGCACAGUCCUGGGCUGGAAAGAGGCAGGUGAGUGUCCCUACCCUCUGUAUUUCCAGGUACUGACCCGGGGACUAACAACACUCAGGUGCAAUUCUCAUACCCCUACGAUCAAUAACCUUUGGACUGGCAGGAUUAUUUUUAGCAGCAGUAGCAGAAGGAUUUGGGGUGAGAAGUGAGAGCAGUCCCGGAUCCAGCACAACCAGAAGCACCUAAAAAGACUGCCCUGGGACACCGAUCUGCUCCUCUGUUCCACCACACUAAUGUUGGAGCAGUUCACAAUUGCAGAGCAAAUCAAAAACCUGGAGGGAGAAAGCACUGAGACACGGGGCACGUAGGGGAAGCCUGGUGGGCAGGGCCUGAAGGAGAAUGAGGGCACGAUUCAUUUUUAAUUCUAUGAUACAACUAAAAAAAAGGCCAGGGUCAUUGAACUGGCGCAGACAGCAUCUGCUCCUAAUGGUUGAAGGAGAAACGGUGCUCCUCCUGCAGUGGCAUCCUCUUGGUACCCUGAACCCCCCAGCCCCCAUGCUGCACCAACAUACAAACACACACUGCCAGGGAAAACACAGAGGUUUGUUGCCAGGAAGGAGAUGUUAGAACUCAGGGACUUCUGCAAGAUCAGGCUUGGUUCAAUAGCCUGCCUACAUGUACUGCAGGGGAACAGCACAGCUGGAUGGGAGAGCCCCAAACACCCUGUGUCCCAGGGCUGAACCACGGCAGGGUCCCACACCCUGUGCAGGUUGGUCCUGCCUGGAGACAGGUCUGCAGCUCCCACAGUUUUAAAAGCAACACUAGCUCUUCAGGUAAUUUCAGUGACCUCAAAAAUUGAAUCCCAUCCCAAGGCUGGUAUUAGAAAUAAUUGCAAGAAACAGCUACAACAAAGGCCGUGGGUUUUUUCUUCUUUGCCCUACACAUAUAACCUCCUGGCCCCUUCCUUCAGUGUCCCACUUGGCAAAUGCUCUUUUGCUCUUCCCAACAACCACAAACCCAUGGAAAAGACUGUUGGUUUUCUUCAGCAGAAGGGAAAUUCACUUCACAUCCCCUUCCAGCUGAUGGGAAUGACUGUGCAGGCAGCAAGGACAAGGAGGGCAAGAGGGUUCUGUUUACUUUGGCUGUCUGUCCCAUGUGACCUGUCCCCAGAGCAGCAUCCUGCCAGCCUGAGUCUGGGGGCUGCUUCAGCAUUUCAGCAGGCAAACAGGGCUGGACUCCUCUUUUGGGGCCCAAAGGAGCAGUAUAUGCUCACAGCAGUCAUCUUGGCAAGUCAGGUGCUUUGAGCAGCAUUCCCACAAGGGCCAGGGAAUCGAGUACCUAGAAAAUUAUGUUUUUCAAGUUACAAAAGAGCUGGUAGGAAUAAAGAAAAAGCUUAUUACUGUAACUGCAGAAAGCUGGUUUCAAAUCCUCAGGACACUGAGCAGAUAACAGCAGAAAGCCAGACAGAGCACGGGGACCCCAAACAACAGCAGCCUCUGAUGGCAUUUUCCCAAAGGUGCUGUGCAAGAGACACUGCUUCUGCCACAGCCCCACAGGGAAGGAAAACGAAACCACCCCCCAAAGUGAAGGAUGAAAUUAGCCCUAUUUUUGGCAUAAUCUUUUAGGGUUGGGAGGACACCAGUAAAACAGCUGGGUCUGCCUAGAGAGGGACACAGCAGCCAGUCAGCUCUCCUAUGGUAUGGGCAGAGGACAGAGCUGGACAGAGGAGAGCAACGUGUUCCUGCUGCGCU
Messenger RNA from Pseudopipra pipra, 5327 nucleotides. RefSeq names its product RCC1 like (gene RCC1L). Gene Ontology annotation, cellular component: mitochondrial inner membrane. Gene Ontology annotation, molecular function: rRNA binding; guanyl-nucleotide exchange factor activity. The record is from RefSeq and is a predicted model, not a curated record. Gene Ontology annotation, biological process: positive regulation of mitochondrial translation. NCBI's taxonomy places the organism in Eukaryota, Metazoa, Chordata, Aves, Passeriformes, Pipridae. The coding region runs from base 47 to 1447 and encodes 466 amino acids. The transcript is spliced from 12 exons.